CAAUUUGGCACAACAAUAUGACAACGAACAGGAAUAUGACCGUAACCGAAGAGGGAGAUUGGAGUUUCCAAUGCCGUGAUAUUUUCACCCAUCACAACAGGACGUAUACCUACCCCCUGACAAACGCGUUUGUGCAGUUCUCGUACGCCAUUGGCAUCAUCAACUGUUCUGCUGUCCCUUUUACGAUCGUCUGCAACCUCAUUCUCAUAGUGGCCAUUCGCAUGAACAAGAGGCUUCAAACGAAAACAAACUUUGUCAUACUCAGUCUCCUCGUUUCAAAUCUACUUGUUGGCUUGUUCUCCCUCCCAUCACACGGUGCAUUCGUACUACUGGUGGCGAUGCGAAUUUCCAAUUGCGCUAUAAGAGCCUUUACAUCAAUCUUCAGCUCAACUGUUGCCGUGACAUCAAUUCUUUUGACAAUACUCUUGUCCUAUGAAAGAUAUACUGCAUUGAAGAAACCCUUUUUGUAUGCUUCAAAGUUUACAAACAAAAAGAUCUUUUUCUUCGCCAUAUCUUCUUGGCUUUUGGCAUUUGCAAUCAUACUUGGUGCGGAAACGAGGCCUACAGCAAUGUAUGCAAGCAUUAUAAUGAGUUUAGUCAUGCUAAUCGGCUAUGUAUACAAUAUUUUUGUUCAUUUAAGCCUGCGUAAAGCGGUUAGGAGAAUACGGAGGAAUCAGGUUACCAUCAAAGUAGCAAAUGAGGAUGUGAAUUUGGCUGCUGAGCAGGAGAAGGCAAGAAAAGAAAGCCGCACCAAUAGGUUCACAGCCUAUGUAAUCGGCUUACAGCUGAUUUUCAACCUGCCGGCGAUUAUCGUAUACUCCUCCCUGAGCUAUUCCGGCCAGGGUCCGGUCCCAUUUUACAUUGUGGACACGAUUAUGUGUUUGCACGCCACAGUAAGCCCGGCUUUGUACCUCUGGCAGUCACCAGGCUUGUUUAAAGCAGUUCAACAUCUGUUCAACCCUUCUGUCUCUGUCCAGGAAUGACCAACUAGCUGGGACACUUACUUUUUUUUUCUUUUUUUUUUUGGGACACUAAUCUGGGACACUUACUUUUUGGCUGCAUUCAUAAAAAAGUCUGCUUGAAACUUCUCUUAAUUUAAAAUAAUACAUCUUUAAAGGUGAAAUAACAAAGGAAUGUUUUCAUUUUCGAUGAAGUGUACUCAUUGGCAACGCCAGUUACUGGAGUUUUCAGUAAGACCACGCCCAUUUUGCCUCGUUUCAGUUCUUCGUACCAGCUAAAUUUUCCUUAGACAAAAACAUGAUCUACCCUCACUUAACGGCCUUUUAUCAAAUUUCUGUUAUAUAUUUUGACGAAAGUAAUUAACCCCUAUCCUUGACGCCACAUGUCGGUGUACAAUUCGUAGUUGUGGCAGUGUAUGUUAUGGAUAGCUUCUGUCUUUACAAAGCAGCAAAAUGAAGUAGGCUUCGCAGAUUCUUUUUUGCUGCCCAAUUUAUACCACUGGUAAACAAUUUGCUGCAUGGGGAGUGGUUUUCCUUUACGUGUGCAGCAACAAUAGGGGAGAAUCAGUUAAGAUAUUGAGCCGAGUAUCCUUGAUAAAAUAUGGGCAGAAAUACAUACUCGAUGUACAAAAGAUUUCUGGAUUUUUGUCUAAUCUUGGGACUUUACAUAUUUGUAUAGUUGCUAAUUUAAUAAUUAUUUUAAGACAAUAAACACGUGGUCAGUAUUUCAAUAAACAUGGGGUCAGUAUUAGAAACAAAAGCCACCACCCCAAUCCUUAGUGAUUUCAGCUAAAAGGGGUGCUGUUUGCAAGCAGAAAAUAAUCCUGUAGAUUUAUUUGAUCCACAAACAUUACGACGGAAAAUGAAGGAGGCGAGUUAUCCCUUAGAAGUAAGCCUUCUCCUUUGGUGGUAUGUGUAUCAUUGCUUCCUUGCGGUUGAUAAAUUUUUUCGUGCAAACUGGCAGUAUAAACCGUUUUCGUUACAAUAAUUGUUUUGUAAGAAACAAAGUUGUGUACUUCAGUUUCUUAACACUGUAGAAAGUUUCUAAAGAACUUCUUACGUAUGAAGUCAUCAAUUUUAACGUUAGGUUCGUACUUUUUUCGCACUAAGGGCCAGUUCAUACGCCGCAUUUCCGCCGCAGCGAAUUAAAGUGCAAUUAGAUGCGACAGUAUUUUCCUGAAGUUUUUGUUUUGUUUCAGACGCCGAAUUUAAUCAAGCCCUGUCAAAUUUAAUGUGGUUCAAAAUCCUGCGCAGCGCUACCGAUGUGAUUCUCUUUUCUAGUUUCUCCAUGACAACAUGGUGCCAACAAAUCAGUUUUUGGCCAUUCUGAUUACGUUGAUGAAUAAAAAUAGCAUGCUUGUGAAUAAUUAAAUAGGACGAGCUAGUCAGAAAAAAUUGAGACAUCUUCUUCUGACCACUUUGUUAAGAAGGCAGUCAAUAUUGUCGAUUUGGUAUCAAAUUAUAUUGUUGAUGACAAGCAGUCAGAAUCUGUAGACUAGGUUUUUCCACUUUUGGUUUUCUCGCAAAAACGUUUGAAGUUUCGAUCGAAAGGCAGCCAUUAUAACCAAAGACUAUGAGAUUCAUAAAUUUUGGCCGACACAGCACAACUAUACGCAUGCGUAUUGCCAUUGAAUCACUCUUCGAUCAAUCAAAAUCAAUAUCAAUCACAACUUUCAUUGAGUUCGCUGCGGCAGAAAAACAGCGUCUGAAAUCAAGCCGCAUUUCUGCUAAAACUAUUAUUUAAAUGCGGCCGCUUUUCUACCGCAUUGAAUUGAUAAAUUCUUAUUCGGUUUCAGACGCCGUAUUUUGCCGCAUUUAAAUGACACUGAAACUUUUUCAGAUUUGUCAAUUUAAUUCGCUGCGGCAGAAAUGCGGCGUAUGAACUGGGCCUAAGAAACUUCCCAAUAGAAACCUAUUUGAAAGAUCUUUGUUGCGGCAAGCGCCAAUUUUUAAGCAACUGGCUUAAUUCUACAGUAUAAUCCGAUGUACUUUAAGGGACCAGUGUAUUACGUACUUUAUAUCCAAAGUACGUUGUAACGAGGGUAAAUAAAAGUUGACUAAAACCAAGCACACCUUUUGCUGGGACCAAGCACACCAGUACGUUAUAUCCGAAAGUACGUAAUAACCGAGUACGUUAUUACGGGAUUCUAUUGUAUUGUUUUCUAAUACUUGUGAUAUUUCUGUCAAGAGAUUCGCUUCUGUCUCAAUAAAUGCACCGUUGGAAUGUAUUUUCAGACUCCGAGUAUCUUCAGUUUUAUGUCAACCAGCCAAUCAUGAUGACAGCAGUUCACAAAAUCACUGAGUUCUAGAAGCUUUCAAAAUUUUGUUUGUUUCUUUUUUUCUUCAACUGAGUACUAAAGUUUCUUAAUUUUCAAGAUGGCCUUAUGAUCGUUUUUGGUAGCGAGUUUCUUGAUGAGUGUAUCCGCAUAGGUGAGCGCAAUCUUGUGACACACCGAUCCCAAUUGGUUUCCAUAGCAACAAGGAAACAUCUUUAGACAAGAAAACGAAAUUUAUAAUGACUCUUUAAAUAACUUAAGAGUUAAACUUUUAUGCCUGUGGUGUAUCAUAAUUUCUGGUUUCAUAAUUUCAUGUAUCAUAAUUUCUGACGGUAGGUAGUUACUUUUUAAUUUACGUUGUAUUUGAAAAGCAAAGAACCCUUGUUGUCUAAGUCUAUCUCAUUCAAUCUCUCCUAGCCCGUUUGAAAUCUUGUUAUUGCUAAAGUGGACUCUGAACCUUUUGUGAAUUCUACUGAAAAUUUUUAUACCGCGAUUAACGGAAAAAUUCAGAUUAAGAUUCAUUGCUGACGGUUUGAUAAGCUGGCCAGCAUCGUUUUUCCAAAAAAACUUUCAUCAAUGUUUUUCGCAGUUUACGCGCAAAAUCAUUUCCCAAAAAACACAGGAGAACAGGUUGCAAAUCCAAGCCCGCUUUUAAAAGCACGAUGAAAUGUUAAUCCUACCUCUCAGAUAAUCCCACUCUCUGAUAAUCCCACUCUCUGAUAAUCCCACUCUCUGAUAAUCGUGCCUUCAACAUAAUUAUACCCAGGGCAGCGGGAGAGGAUUUAUUGGCCCCGUGUCAAAUCGAAAGAAAGAUAAAAAGGCACUUGGAAGGCAGGCUCAUCUAGGGAGUCUGACGAACAUUUUUGAGAGGAUGGUUGCUAAAAUAACUUUGAUGGUCAUGAAAAAAUCUUUAAAAGUGAAAUAUGUUCGAUUUCUAAAUUCAAGCAAAUCUUUCUUAUAAGCUUCUGAUUGAGUUAUUAUUCAAGAUUGCCUUGUCUAUUCUAAUUGAGUUAUUAUUUCAGGGCCCUUAAUGACCCCCCUGGCCCCCCUCCUCUCCUCAGGACUGUUUAUGCCUCUGCUAACCAAAUUUCUUCAUUCUCAGUAGACAGAAUAUAACUCAAAAGAAUGGCGUUAAUUACAAGAAUCCUCAAUUUUUAUCGCAAAGAAUAAAAAGAAACAGGAUUAAACGCUAUGGAAACAUUAAACUGCCUUUACGCGAUUAAUUGCAAUAAAAGCGAGAGGUUACACCAGAUGUACAAAAAGUAUGCAAAUUUGUAAAAUUCUCUGCAUAAAAAGGAGUUUAUCAAAAUUGAAGUUUUCAUGCAAUCUCAAGCUUUAAACUCGUAUGUGUAUAUAUAAUGCCAUCAUGGCAAUACCUUGUGGCAAAUGUAAUAUUGUGUCAAAAGAAGUUUUGAAAGGCCCAAUGAAUUCGAUAAUGCAAGCUUGGCAUCGUAUAGCAACACUGUCUUACCUAUCCACAAAGAGGUCUCAAACGUUGGUUUGGUGAUAUCAACAGCGACGUACUGUUCAUGGAUAGCUUCAUUUUCGAGAGGGAAAGCUAAGCAUCUACUUAGGGUUUUUGCAUGCAAUCAGUUCUCGUAUUCAGGCUGCAAUUUUUACAGACUUCAGUGAAGCCUCUAUCCCGAGCUUGAAAUCUGAGUUCCUUUAUGAUACAUAGAUGAUUCCGUGCUCAUAGUUGCCUUAGCUGAUAUCGAAUUAUUGAUGCAU
This is a messenger RNA of Rhopilema esculentum, 4963 nucleotides long. NCBI's taxonomy places the organism in Eukaryota, Metazoa, Cnidaria, Scyphozoa, Rhizostomeae, Rhizostomatidae. The record is from RefSeq and is a predicted model, not a curated record.